This is a messenger RNA of Homo sapiens (human), 2783 nucleotides long. RefSeq names its product C-type lectin domain family 1 member A (gene CLEC1A). The transcript is spliced from 7 exons. The record is from RefSeq and is marked reviewed. Gene Ontology annotation, cellular component: membrane. The coding region runs from base 426 to 1004 and encodes 192 amino acids. Lineage: Eukaryota; Metazoa; Chordata; Mammalia; Primates; Hominidae.
ACAGUAGCCCGGCGGCCCAGGGCAAUCCGACCACAUUUCACUCUCACCGCUGUAGGAAUCCAGAUGCAGGCCAAGUACAGCAGCACGAGGGACAUGCUGGAUGAUGAUGGGGACACCACCAUGAGCCUGCAUUCUCAAGGCUCUGCCACAACUCGGCAUCCAGAGCCCCGGCGCACAGGCUGGAGUAGAGUGGCACGAUCACGACUCACUGCAGCCUUGACCUCCCUGGCUCAAGCAAUCCUCCCACCUCAGCCUUCUGAGUAGCUGCGACUACAGAGCACAGGGCUCCCUCUUCAACGUGGCGACCAGUGGCCCUGACCCUGCUGACUUUGUGCUUGGUGCUGCUGAUAGGGCUGGCAGCCCUGGGGCUUUUGUUUUUUCAGUACUACCAGCUCUCCAAUACUGGUCAAGACACCAUUUCUCAAAUGGAAGAAAGAUUAGGAAAUACGUCCCAAGAGUUGCAAUCUCUUCAAGUCCAGAAUAUAAAGCUUGCAGGAAGUCUGCAGCAUGUGGCUGAAAAACUCUGUCGUGAGCUGUAUAACAAAGCUGGAGCACACAGGUGCAGCCCUUGUACAGAACAAUGGAAAUGGCAUGGAGACAAUUGCUACCAGUUCUAUAAAGACAGCAAAAGUUGGGAGGACUGUAAAUAUUUCUGCCUUAGUGAAAACUCUACCAUGCUGAAGAUAAACAAACAAGAAGACCUGGAAUUUGCCGCGUCUCAGAGCUACUCUGAGUUUUUCUACUCUUAUUGGACAGGGCUUUUGCGCCCUGACAGUGGCAAGGCCUGGCUGUGGAUGGAUGGAACCCCUUUCACUUCUGAACUGUUCCAUAUUAUAAUAGAUGUCACCAGCCCAAGAAGCAGAGACUGUGUGGCCAUCCUUAAUGGGAUGAUCUUCUCAAAGGACUGCAAAGAAUUGAAGCGUUGUGUCUGUGAGAGAAGGGCAGGAAUGGUGAAGCCAGAGAGCCUCCAUGUCCCCCCUGAAACAUUAGGCGAAGGUGACUGAUUCGCCCUCUGCAACUACAAAUAGCAGAGUGAGCCAGGCGGUGCCAAAGCAAGGGCUAGUUGAGACAUUGGGAAAUGGAACAUAAUCAGGAAAGACUAUCUCUCUGACUAGUACAAAAUGGGUUCUCGUGUUUCCUGUUCAGGAUCACCAGCAUUUCUGAGCUUGGGUUUAUGCACGUAUUUAACAGUCACAAGAAGUCUUAUUUACAUGCCACCAACCAACCUCAGAAACCCAUAAUGUCAUCUGCCUUCUUGGCUUAGAGAUAACUUUUAGCUCUCUUUCUUCUCAAUGUCUAAUAUCACCUCCCUGUUUUCAUGUCUUCCUUACACUUGGUGGAAUAAGAAACUUUUUGAAGUAGAGGAAAUACAUUGAGGUAACAUCCUUUUCUCUGACAGUCAAGUAGUCCAUCAGAAAUUGGCAGUCACUUCCCAGAUUGUACCAGCAAAUACACAAGGAAUUCUUUUUGUUUGUUUCAGUUCAUACUAGUCCCUUCCCAAUCCAUCAGUAAAGACCCCAUCUGCCUUGUCCAUGCCGUUUCCCAACAGGGAUGUCACUUGAUAUGAGAAUCUCAAAUCUCAAUGCCUUAUAAGCAUUCCUUCCUGUGUCCAUUAAGACUCUGAUAAUUGUCUCCCCUCCAUAGGAAUUUCUCCCAGGAAAGAAAUAUAUCCCCAUCUCCGUUUCAUAUCAGAACUACCGUCCCCGAUAUUCCCUUCAGAGAGAUUAAAGACCAGAAAAAAGUGAGCCUCUUCAUCUGCACCUGUAAUAGUUUCAGUUCCUAUUUUCUUCCAUUGACCCAUAUUUAUACCUUUCAGGUACUGAAGAUUUAAUAAUAAUAAAUGUAAAUACUGUGAAGUGUGUGUGAUUUUACAAUGGACUUAUGGUUGGUGGGAAAAUUCAGCAUGGAAAUGCUUUUCAAAAUAUGAUAGCGGUCAUUAUUUUGAUUGUGCCUUACUGAAAGUUUUUGGGGAAUUUACAAGAGUACUGAUUACAUGAUUAUCUGGAGAAAAUAAGAUGUCUUUGAAAUACGUGUUGGCUUCAAGAAAACAGUUUUAACGUUUUCCUAAAAUGAAAUCUUUUGAGGUGAGCUUAUGGCAUCAACACAUGGUUGAUGAGGAAGCUGAGUUGCAUUAGUGCACAUGAUUUCCAGUCAGGUCAUGGGAAAUGAACAGAGACAGUGACAUCUUUGUAGCUGCUCCUUUGUGAGGCACUUCUUUCUUGAGACGACUCCAUGCACAAAUAUAACAGGGAUCAUUGGGAAUGACACCAUCACAGCCACCAAGUUUAUUGGUUUACUGAUAAAUCAAUUUUGAGGGUUUUAUGCUAGAAAAGAUAACAUUAUAAAUCUUUGUUUUUCAACAGUGGAAACUGAGGUGCUUCAGUUUUGUUUUUCAUAAACAUCUAUCUCAUGGUAAAAUGACGUAUAGUAGCAAUCAUAUGAUAGAAAGAACACAUUGGUGCUCAUUUUCAUAAACUUCAUUUUGUUAGAUUGUCACUUAGCAAAGACUAUUGCGGAUUCUUCCUUGAGAACUUUCCUUUCAAUUUUCUGUUGAUUUCCUUAAAAUUUUCUUCAGGGUCGAGCAAGUUCUGUUGAUAUAUUGUGUCAUGCAAAGAAAACUGUAUUUGUGGUUAGAAAAUGAAGAUUUUAGACCUCUUAUUCUGAUUUACUUAUUAGGCAAGUCACUUUACUUCAUGAAACCUAUUUCACUGCAUAUGAAGUAGAAAUAAUUAUAAUUUCCUCAUAAUGUUACUGUUAGCUGAAAUAAAGUAAAUGUGAAAUCA